This is a messenger RNA of Myxocyprinus asiaticus (Chinese sucker), 2887 nucleotides long. RefSeq names its product phosphatidylinositol N-acetylglucosaminyltransferase subunit Q-like. Gene Ontology annotation, cellular component: endoplasmic reticulum; membrane. Bases 278 to 2032 code for a protein of 584 amino acids. Lineage: Eukaryota; Metazoa; Chordata; Actinopteri; Cypriniformes; Catostomidae. The record is from RefSeq and is a predicted model, not a curated record. Gene Ontology annotation, biological process: GPI anchor biosynthetic process. The transcript has 11 exons.
AAAAAAAAAAAAAAAAAAAAAACGGCUUAUCGCUGUAAUCGCUACACUCCGUUGGAAGGCGAGUUUAAAGACAGUCUGGAAAGAUGAACGCCAAUAUUUCUUCCUGAUUUUUUGCUUAACGUUUUAAAAAGAGAGCAUGCCAACGUUGGCUAACUUGUUUAAAGUUUGCUUGCUCGUUGGCGGUCAUCAGAUAAGAGCAACUUCUCCAAAGUCCUCGCCCUUCAAACUCCACAAGGAGUGUAUCUUUCACUGUUGCUGGACUUUGUAGAACACCAUCAUGGUGCUGAAGAUUUUCUUCCCCCAGUGCUGCAACACUGCUGAAAGUGGCCUGCUGGUUGGGUGCUGGAUCCCAGGUCACAAUUCUGCUGUGGUACUGGCUGUCAUCCACUACCCGUUCAUACCGGGUCAGGUGAAGAAAUACUUGAGUGAGAUGCAGAGCCAGACACAAGUGGAUCUUACUGUCCUGGGUUCCUGGAGUAUGCCCAAAGAAGGACAAGAAGGAAUGGACAGUUUUCUCAAGGACCUGAGUACCAUCUUUCCUCAGAAAUGUUGGCUGCAGUUGAGCCGUGAGAUUGGAAAAAGAGGUUUUACUUGCCAGGUGGUCCAAAACAAUGGGAAACUUCUCAAAGACCAAGAACAAAAGAAUGUUGAUAGCAGCAGUGAGAAAGAUAAGAUCAUCCUCAUUCAUUACGACCAGAGGAAGGUUAUGCUGUCCCAGCUUCACCCAGUAGAGGAGGUCAGCCAGAGGUCUGACAUUGAGCCCUCAGAGAUGCGUUUGGUCUUUCAGACAGUAGCUCAAAGUCAGCCUCUCUUUUUCCUGGACAAAUAUGAUGAUGGGCCUCUCAAGCUCACUCACUGGCAGUCUGAAGGCAGGGAAGGUAGUAUUAUUGUAGAGCUUCUGAAACAAGUUUCUGUUCCAGUCUGCAUCCUUCUAACCUGGUUACUGUCUCUAUGGCACUGGUUUUGUAGCUUCAGGAUUUUAAAAUUACGCCCAGUGUUGUUCAUCUCAAGCAAAUUGUCCACCCAUGUUCAGUCAGAAUACAGGGCAGGACAUUUCAAGACCAUUUUCUCCACAAAAAAAGCUACGACGCACAUGGAUUUCAUGAGAAAAGCAAACAUUUUUGUGUCCUUUCUUGUGGACAUAGCCCUUGGUUUGCUGCUUAUCUCGUGGCUCUACAGGGAGAAUCGCAUUGGCAAGCUUGCGAAUACUCUAGUGCCAGUGGCUGAUAAUGUAGCAAAGGAGCUGCAGGAGCUGUUAGAAUGGCUGAUGGGAGCUCCUGCUGGCCUGAAGAUGAACAGAGCUCUCGACCAAGUUCUGGGGAGAUUCUUCCUCUACCACAUCCAUCUGUGGAUCAGUUACAUCCACUUGAUGUCUCCUUUUAUUGAGAUGAUAAUGUGGUAUGUGGGCCUCUCUGCCUGCUUGGGAUUGACCUUUGCUCUUUCCAUACUGUCCGACAUUGUGGCUCUUCUGACUUUCCACAUCUACUGUUUUUAUGUGUAUGGCGCCAGAUUAUAUUGCCUAAAGAUCUAUGGCCUCUCCUCCCUGUGGCGGCUCUUUAGAGGAAAAAAAUGGAACGUACUGAGGCAGAGGGUUGACUCAUGUUCAUACGACCUGGACCAGUUGUUCAUUGGCAUGUUGCUCUUUACGAUUCUGCUGUUCCUGCUGCCUACCACUGCACUGUAUUACCUAGUCUUUACUCUGCUGCGGAUGGUGGUAGUGCUUUUCCAGGGAGUAAUUCAUCUAAGUGUCGACUUCAUCAACUCCUUCCCCCUGUUUGCCAUCGGCUUACGUAUCUGCAGACCAUACAGAUUGGCAGAGGGGGUUAAAUUCAAGGUGCUUUGUCAGGACUCUGGAGCUCCUCUUCACCUGAUGAUGGAGAUUAACCCAUUGAAGUGCAGCUCUGUGCUGCAGCGUUACCGGGCACAUACCUAUAGCUGUUACCCUAAAGAUUCCUGGGCUGCUCUGUGUAAGAAACUGUUUGUAGGAGAACUUAUUUACCCUUGGAGGCAAAAGACUGCAAAGACAGACUAACCUUGAAGGGUCACGCAAGAUCCCCCUAGACAGACCACAGCCAGUCACCUGCACAAGCAGAGAGGACACUGGAAGGAGGUUCUCUUUUGUUUGGUAAAGUUAUUUUGUAUGAGGUGGGAGAUUUGAAAGGAAAUAAAGGGUUGGAGUACUCAAGAGAGUGGACUUCUCCCAUGGUCAGAUAUUUUAAGAUGCACUGAAUUUAAAGACUGUCUUAAUAUAUAUUUUUUUUUAAUAAUAGCAGAAAUAAUCCUACAUUGUUGUAAAUCUUCAUCUAUCCUUUUCUAAACAUUGAUCGGAAUCUUUAAUUGAAACUGUGAUUACUUUGUAUUUCUUUGAGAAUAGAUCCUGCUACUUUUGUAACAUUGAAGAUGUGCCAUUAAAAAUAUAUGUAUUACUUGUACCUUCGACAGUUAAACCAGUCACUGUAUCAAAACCAUAAUUUCAAAACAGUGAGGAUCAUUUCACCUGGAAGUGAAACUGUUGACCUUUGUUUUUUCAUUGUGUCCCACAAUGGCUCCUGUCAGCUCUCUGUAUUUGACCUAUCCUGGGCCAAUAGAAAGGGAAUGACUGGUAGAAAUGUGUCUAAAUCAGGUGUUUGUGAGAGUGGGGCUGUAUAUUUCAGAUAUUUAAGUGUCUAAUCUAGUAAAUGCAGAAUUGUUUAUGAAAUUAACCAUGACAAUGAGCCACUUAUGUCAGUAUUGCCAAAUUGUUGUUUUGUAGCUGUGGUUAUUAAUAUAACUUAAUCUAAUAAAAUCAAGAUUUGUAUAAUUCCAAAUGAACAUGAUCAAAAUAUACAUUUGUGCUGUUAAUUGUCAAGCACUUAAUUUAUCUCAAUAAAGUCAUUUCAUUAAAUCA